Messenger RNA from Paramecium pentaurelia, 1569 nucleotides. The record is from the annotation of a GenBank genome assembly. NCBI's taxonomy places the organism in Eukaryota, Ciliophora, Oligohymenophorea, Peniculida, Parameciidae.
AUGAAAUAGUAACCUAUUUCUUCUAAUAUGCCUCUAAAUUCUUAAUCUUUUAAGGUUUACUUUAAAAUUCAUUAUCACACUAUAUCUGGCAAAGCAAUAUACAUAGUUGGAGAUAAUAAAUAGUUUGGAAAUUGGAAUCCAAUUAAAGGAAUUCGCUUAUAAUGGAAUGAAGUAAAAAAUACCUAGAUAUAAAUUAUAAGAAUGAUGAAUGGACUGUGUGCAUUAGAAUUGAUAAAUCUCAAUAUUAGAAGAUUGAAUAUAAAUUUAUAGUGAAUAAUUUUGAUAAUCCUACAUUAUAGGAUACAAUUUGGGAACCAGGAGAAAAUAGAGUAAUAACUACUCAUAUGAUUUAAAAUGAGACUAAAUCUGAAUAUUUCAAUUGUAUUUCGAAUAAUCAAUUAUAAAAGGUGAAUAUUGGGGCUAUAGAACAAUCAAAUUAAAAUUAAAUUACAAUUUAGUUUUAAAAUAAAGGAUGAUGGUAAUUGGCUCUAUAGAAUAAUUAGGCCAAUGGAGUCAUCCUGUAUUAAUGAAUUGUUAAUAAAAAAUAGAUAUAUGUAUUUUUAAUUCUUAUUUUAGUGAAUGAUGAACCAGUUUAAUAAUGGUCUAUUUCCUUUAUUGUUGAUCCUAUGAAUUUUUCUUUUAGAUAUUUUUAUGUAAUUAGAAAUGAUGAGAAUGGAUCUAUGAUAUGGGAAAGAGGAAAUGGUAGAUAUCUAAAAUCAAGUGAUUUAAGAUCAUUUAGAUAAGUUCAAACUGCAUUUGCUAAAUCUCCUAUCAAAAUUAAAACUUAGUUAUUAACAGCAUGCUAAAAUUAUAGAUAAUAAAAAUUAAAAAAUGGAUCCUUUUGUUCUGAUAAGCAAUUAAAAAUAAAUAAAGAAACUAGUAUAGGUUAUUCCUUCUCAGAUAAGGAACCUUCUUUUUUUUAUUAUGAAUCUUUUGGAAGACUUAAUAAAUUAGAUUGGAAUUUUGUAGUCUAAUUUGCUAUUACUUAGAUCAAUGAAAAUAUUAUUAUAGGACCUUAUCCUCAAAAUGAGUAAGAUAUUCUUGUAUUGAAAUCUCAUGGAAUUAAAGCUGUAUUAAAUCUACAGACAAGAUUAGAUAUUUAUCAUAGAGGAGUCGAUUGGGAUGAGAUACAAAACAGUUAUAAAAAAAAUGAUAUUAUUAUGAAGAAUUUUGAAAUUUUUGAUAUGGAUCCAAUAGAUUUUGAAAGAAAAGCUUUCAAAGCAGUUUAAAUAUUGAAAAAAUUAAUCAAUAAUUAUGAAUUUGUUUAUGUACAUUGUACUUCAGGUAUUGGAAGAGCUCCAUCACUUGUAGUAUUAUAUUUAUCAACAGUAUUAUAAAUUCCAUUGAAUGAAGCAAUUACAUUUGUAAAAAGUAAAAGAGAGCACUUCUAUAUCAACCAAAGUAAUAAAUAUAAAAUGUAUAAUAGAUAUGUUGAAAAAAUCAUUAUAAAAAACAACCAUUUUUAAUAAUGGUGAGGGAUAUGAAGAAAUCACAAUAUUAAAUUAAUUUUAAAUUGGAAGUCAAACCAAAAUUUAUGAAUAGAAAUUUGAUUAUAAUUUACUUUAUUGA